GCAGCCAGUGCCAAGGAGCAAGCUGCUCCAGGCUAGCAAUCUCGCUGCCCGUCACUGCUGCUCCCCUGGCCUGGCUGCAGGGCCGUGGGAAUGGCUCUGAAUGUGGCUCCUGGCAGCCAUGCCCCCGCCACAGCUCCUGGCCCCUGCUGGAUGCCCUCCGGAGCAUCUCUGGUUGCUAUGGGGCCCGGGUCAUUACACCGUGCGGCACUGGGGCUGUGGGACUGCCCUGGCCUCCCCCAGGGCUAAUUACUGCAAGGAGGGGGUGGGGCAGGGGGUGCCCGCAGCUGCCUCUGCUGGUGCUGAGCACAGGUGCCUGCCCAUGGGGUACGCAGGAGGCUGUGCUCUGCCUUCUUUGUCUCUGCUCUUCGCACACAGCAGGGCUGGCUCCUGUCCUCAGUGCCCCGGGACAGCCAGUGGCAAGGCCUUCCCCGCAGCAGCUGCCCCCUCCGGUUGGACCCCGUCCCUGCCAAGCCGGGCCCCAUGCACUGGCAAUACACCUUGCGAGCUGCUCGCCAGAGGCCCCUUGGCCCAGGGCUGUGAGCUUGGAGCACCAGGAGACCCGGCACGUACCAAACCGAAGGCCGUGGGAUGGGAGCUCAGUGAUGGGGCUGGGCAGUGGCCUUGGGGUAUGGGAUGGUCCUGGGUACAAUGCCAGGCUCAGGCUUGUGCUCCAGAAUCGGAGCUGCUCCCUAACGAACAGCUCUAGCCCCAUGGCGUGGGAAAACCUCCCAGACAGGGCCCCGGUAACCGGGGCAGGAGGCCUGCCUGAGUCUGCAGAGAGCCUGAAGCAGGAGGGCAGAGGGGAACGGCGGCUCACGGCAGCGCUGGUGGCUGGAACAGACCUGGCAGGUCUCUGCUGGCAGCCGGGGUCAGGCUGCCGCUGCGGGAGGCUCGUCUGGGGCGUGCAUGGACAGGUGAAAGGGAUCCUGGCAGCUCGUGUGCAGGGCGUUCCCGGGCUGGCUGCUCUGUGGGUGGGGAGGGCGGUGACGAGCCGGCAGGAGGAAGGGGCUGACCCUCCCCCCCAUCCGCAGGGCGCCUAUAAGUGCAGCAAUUAACGGCUCUGGCUUCUGAACAACCACUAAUGGAGCCCCUGGCGGGGGCCCAAGGCCCUGCUGCUGGGCGGGGGCAGGGCAGGAGAGUGCUUCUGGCAGGCCAUGGCUGGUUCUCCCUCUGCCCCACUUGGCAGAGUUCUUCUGAGAGGCCAUCUUGUCACUGCCCCCCCCCCCGGUGCCCCCCACCCCGCUGCGCCGCCAUUCCCCAGGCCACGCCUCUGCCCCAUGGGGGGUUAGACAAGGGGCCUCUCACCCUAGGCAGGAGCACGGCCGCCCCAUGCCAGCCUCACCACCCAGAGCUGGGUGCGGUUGGACUUGUGCUGGCGCAGCGGGGCGUACUCCCUACUCCUCUGUGUGCCCUUCCCCACCUGCUCUCCAGCCAGCGCCACCUUCCCCUCCCGCACAGAGUCAGAACCCCCGUCACCCCCAGGUUUGGCUUUAUGAACAAAACCUCCCAACCAAAGAACAGCUCAGCCCGUCUGCCCAGGCUGGGCUGCUCCAAGGCUCCUCUCUCCAGCCUGCUCAGCCCGCACCCUUGAUCCUCUCUCCCCAGGGAGCCCCUGCCCCGGCCCUAACACCCAGCAGGGUAAUGCCCCUGCCUGGGGGGUCACCAGCACCCACUUUCCUGGCUGACAAGUGGGGCUCAGGAAUGCCAGCGCCAGCCUCAAAAGUGCCUGCAGCCUCCUGCCCCAUCGGGCACUGGCUCCCAGAGAGGCUCAUUAGUGAUGUGCCCGCCUCCCUGGCUCAGCCGGGUCCCAGUGGAGCUGGGCAGUAAGUGCAGAAGGCUCAUGUGGGGAAGUCUUAAUGGCUGUGUGCAGGAGAGGCGCUGGCUGGGCCCGAGAUGGAGGCGGGGGCAGGAGGGGCCGUGGUUUCUGUUUCCUCAGACUGGAGCCUGAGCUGCCUCUGCCCAAGGAGCAGACGAGACGAUGCUGCACAGACUCCUGCUGGGUGGCCUCCUCUGCACCACGCUGCCUACCAGCUUCCUCGGCACAGCCUCAGCCCGUAACCUGCAGCUCUGCGAGGGAUAUCCCAGCCCUGAUGGGCGCUACCACUCCGGCUUCUACUGCCCACGCCUCACUGACCCCCCUGCACACAGGUACUGCUGCCGCCACGGAGACCACGCCCUCAAAUCCUGCUGCCCCCAGCUGGAGUUUGAGAGCCUGAGGAGAGUCAAUCUGUCCAACGUGCCCACCCCAGCCAGACUCAGGAACCCACUGCCCCUGCUGGCUGUGGGGCUCUACGGCCUCCUCAUCCUCACGCUCAUGAGCCUCGACUUCCUCCACUUCUGCAGACUGAACCAGCGCCGCUUCUACAGCCUCUUGAGCAGCAGUCGCGUGGGCAAGCGCCUGGCCAGCUCCUUCCCACGGCCCGGCCCAGCGCAAGGAGGGGCCCAGCAGCAGGAGCUGCCCACGGCCCAGCUCGGAGCUGCCCACGGCCCGGCCCGGAGCUGCCCACGGCCCGACCCGGCGCAAGGAGGGACCCAGCGGCAGGAGCUGCCCACGGCCCAGCCCGGAGCUGCCCACGGCCUGGCCCGGAGCUGCCCACGGCCUGGUCCGGAGCUGCCCACGGCCCGGCCCGGCGCGAGGAGGGACCCAGCAGCAGGAGCUGCCCACGACCCAGCGGCAGGAGCUGCCCACGGCCCGGCCCGGCGCGAGGAGGAACCCAGCAGCAGGAGCUGCCCACGGCCCAGCCUGGAGCUGCCCACGGCCCAGCUCGGAGCUGCCUACGGCCCGGCCUGGCGCGAGGAGGGACCCAGCGGCAGGAGCUGCCCACGGCCCAGACCAGCCAGGACAGCAAGUGUGAAGAGCCGGGACUGCAGUGACUGGGGGGUGAUGCUUGGGGCAGAGGGCGUGUCGGCUGUAGGUAUUACAGAGGCACUGUUAGCAGAGCCUGUCGCGCUGCCACUGUGA
Molecule: messenger RNA, 2962 nt
Organism: Trachemys scripta elegans
Lineage: Eukaryota; Metazoa; Chordata; Testudines; Emydidae
Exons: 3
Coding region: 1979-2962 (327 amino acids)
Source: RefSeq, a predicted model, not a curated record